Colletotrichum abscissum is the source of this 1884-nucleotide messenger RNA. RefSeq lists its product as uncharacterized. Gene Ontology annotation, cellular component: membrane. Bases 1 to 1884 code for a protein of 627 amino acids. Gene Ontology annotation, biological process: transmembrane transport. The record is from RefSeq and is a predicted model, not a curated record. Gene Ontology annotation, molecular function: transmembrane transporter activity. The transcript is spliced from 5 exons. Lineage: Eukaryota; Fungi; Ascomycota; Sordariomycetes; Glomerellales; Glomerellaceae.
AUGGCUGAUAAGAUUCACCCAGAGGGCGAAAAGGUCGCCGAUGUCUCUGGACAUCAUGAAGAGCGUGGCACUCACCAGCCCGACCCAGUUGAGCUCAGCCGCAACAUCGAAGCAAAGAUCAAGAAUCCUCUCGAGGGAAUCCCAUACAACCAGCUCAUGCGCGAUGUCGACGCCUUUUGCACUGAGCACGGACUACAGGAGGAGGUUGCCGUGUUCCGCAAGGGCGCACUGGUAGCUCAAGAUCCAGAAGGCUAUGAGACUCUCACCGGCAGUGAAGCUCUCGACGAGGCUGAAAUUACAGCUUUGCGAGAGGAAGUCACCCACAAGUGGCGUUUGCCCAAGAAGCUCUACUUGACCAUCAUCACUUGCUCAAUCGGCGCUGCCGUUCAAGGAUGGGAUCAGACUGGCACCAACGGCGCCAACAUUUUCUUCCCCGAGGAAUACGGCAUUGCAACCAGCAGCACCAGAGACCGUCUCAUCCUCGGCCUAGUCAACGCUGGCCCUUACAUUGGUAGCGCUCUCUGCGGUUGCUGGCUGUCUGACCCUCUCAACCACUACUUUGGCCGUCGCGGUGUCAUCUUCUUCUCGGCUCACUUCUGUAUCUGGCCUCUCAUCGGUUCCGCUUUCAGCCACAACUGGCAACAACAACUCGCUAACCGUCUUCUCAUGGGAAUUGGUAUGGGCGCGAAGGCCUCGACCGUACCCAUCUACGCUGCCGAAAACUCUCCGCCAUCGAUUCGUGGCGCCCUGGUCAUGUCAUGGCAAAUGUGGACGGCGUUCGGCAUUGCACUGGGAACUGCCUUCAACCUGGCAGUCUACUACGCCAAGUACAACUGGCGUCUGAUGCUCGGCGCUCCUUUCCUCCCCGCCGUUCCCUUGCUCUGCUUAAUCUACCUCUGCCCUGAAUCUCCCCGUUGGCUCAUGAAGAAGGGUCGUUACCGCGAUGCUUGGAAGUCCAUGAUCCAGCUCCGACAUAACAACAUCCAAUGCGCUCGUGAUAUGUACGCUAUUCACGCCCAGCUGCAGCUUGAGAGUCAAGUCCUGGGCAAAAGCAACUAUGCUAGCCGCUUUAUGGAACUCUUCACCAUUCCUCGCGUGCGCCGCGCCAACUUGGCUGCUUUCACCGUCAUGAUUGCCCAGCAGAUGUGUGGUAUCAAUAUCAUUGCCUUCUACUCGACAACUAUUUUCAAGGAUGCCAACAUGGGCGAUUUCCAGGCUCUGCUCGGUUCAUUCGGUUUCGGAAUGGUCAAUUGGCUCUUUGCCUUCCCUGCAUUCUGGACCAUUGACACCUUUGGCCGAAGAUCCCUGCUUCUGUUCACCUUCCCUCAGAUGACUUGGACUUUGUUGGCCGCUGGUCUUUGCACGUUGAUUGCGCCCGGUGUAACUCGCACUGCUCUGGUAUCUCUCUUCGUCUACCUUUUCGGCGCCUUCUACUCGCCUGGUGAGGGUCCUGUACCCUUUACCUACUCUGCCGAGGUCUACCCCCUCUCUCAUCGUGAGAUGGGUAUGGGUUUCGCCGUGGCCACUUGCCUGUUCUGGGCCGCCAUUUUGGGAAUGACUUUCCCGUUCAUUCUCGACAGACUCCACGUUGUUGGUGCCUUUGGUCUCUACGCUGGUUUCAACGUCGUUGCCUUCGUUAUGAUCCUGUUCUGGGUCCCCGAGACCAAGCAACGUACGCUGGAAGAGCUCGACUGGGUCUUUGCUCUGCCCACCGCCCGCUUUGCGCACUACCAGGUCACCAAGGCGAUUCCCUACUUCUUCAAGCGCUGGGUCUUCUUCGACCGCAAUGCUAAGCUGGAGCCUCUCUACACCUUCCAGCAACACCAGCGUGAGCAGCGCGCGGAGCGUGUCCCCAGCUCCGAUGAAGAGAAAAAGAGCUACUAG